AUGCGUUGCCAGGAGGUAAGAUCUUGGACAUUCACAGGUCUAGUAUCUGCGUUUCUUGAUCUCUCUGUAGCUUUCACGCUGCUUUGCGCGUCGUCUCUCGUUUACCUAACCUCGAAGCUCCUCGGUUUAUUUGGUUUGACCCUUCCAUGCCCUUGUGAUGGCCUCUUCAGUGACCCGCACAAGAACAAGUGUUUCCAAGAGAGUUUAAUCAACCUUCCUUUGAAAAAGGUCUCUUCCGUGCAAAGAUCCGUGAAAAACAGAACACCUUUUGAUUCAGUUCUGUAUAGUGAAGCCAAUAGUGACGUCUGUGUUGGAAAGAAGAGAAGAGGAGAGCGUGAGGUCUCUAGUACUCCUUCGGGAUUCGAUCUUCUAACCUCGCAGAGUUUAAAGAAAGGAAGUUUCAAGAUUAAGAGCAAGCGGCUUAGCUUCCACAGGUCGUCUUAUGGUCUCAAGAACCAUUCCCAUGGAUAUGGCAAUGAUGUUGAGGAGAAUGAUCAUCUUCUUGUCAACUUUAAAGAGGACGUUCCGUUGAGGAAAAGCAUUUCAUUGAGUGAAGCUAAAGCUGAGAACAAGCAACCGGAGAGGACGUUUUCUUGGGCGGGAGAAGGAACAUGCAGUUCUCCUGUGGAUCUAACACGGAAGCCGAAUCUUGAACAAGUUCUUGGUGAAGAAAGAGCUGCUCGUGCUGCGUUAGCGCUUGAGCUGGAGAAGGAGAGAAACGCUGCUGCUUCUGCUGCUGACGAGGCUUUGAGUAUGAUACUGCGGUUACAAGAGGAGAAAGCGUCGAUAGAGAUGGAAGCUAGGCAGUAUCAGCGGAUGGUUGAAGAGAAAUCUGCUUUCGACGCGGAAGAGAUGGUCAUUCUCAAGGAGAUUUUGCUGAGAAGGGAGAAAGAGAAACAUUUUCUGGAGAAGGAAGUUGACACCUACAGGCAAAUGUUUCUUGAGACUGAGCCAAGAUUUGAUGACAUGGAUAGUAGUGUUCUUGCGAUUGGAAACAAAUCAAUGCUUCUCGGAGAUUAUGAUAACACCGGUUCUUUAAAGCCAGUGGGGGUUGAGAGUGAUGAGGAAAUGAAGGUGGAUGGUGUAGAGCAAAACAGUCCAGAGAGUGAACAAUCAAGAAGUGAAGAGGACACUUCGUUUCAAGAACCAUUAUCAAGAUCUAGCAACAUCUCUGAGUCUAAGGAAGUUGAUGCCUAUGUGCAUGAUAUCCAUGUAGUGACAGAUCUCAAACUAGACAGAUCACAGAGUGUUUCAGAUGCAAGAUAUGGACUCCCACCUGCAUGGCCACAAGGACAGAGGAACAUGUCUCCGAAUAUGCGCAGAAACUCGAUGUCAGCUGUUGAUUGUGAAAGACUGAAGAUAGAGAGUGAAGUUGGUUUGCUGAGAGGACGGUUAAGAGCUGUACAAAAGGGAAGAGAGAAGCUUAGUUUCUCUUCAAGAGAACAGAGCAAAUCGCUUUUUGGAGAUAGAACAAGCCGGUUUUGGGAGGUUAGAGGAUCUGGACCUCAAGAUUCUUCAAGCCCUUCAUCCACAAUGGCAAAAGCAAUGUCUAUGACAUUAGACUUGCAUAGUGCUUAG
Molecule: messenger RNA, 1578 nt
Organism: Microthlaspi erraticum
Lineage: Eukaryota; Viridiplantae; Streptophyta; Magnoliopsida; Brassicales; Brassicaceae
Source: the annotation of a GenBank genome assembly